Messenger RNA from Exaiptasia diaphana, 3359 nucleotides. Its product is annotated as integrator complex subunit 6. The transcript is spliced from 19 exons. The coding region runs from base 134 to 3211 and encodes 1025 amino acids. Gene Ontology annotation, biological process: snRNA 3'-end processing. Gene Ontology annotation, cellular component: integrator complex. NCBI's taxonomy places the organism in Eukaryota, Metazoa, Cnidaria, Anthozoa, Actiniaria, Aiptasiidae. The record is from RefSeq and is a predicted model, not a curated record.
AGCUGCGCCCCAAAGCAGCUCGAGAACGGGCGCCAUAACGAGCGGGGAGAAAAUAUGCGGUCGUUCUCGCAAACGAAAGCUUUUCAAAACCAACUAAUAACCCAAAACAACACAUAACACUUUGCCAAACACAAUGGUGAACUUAGUUUUUGUUGUCGAUACCUCUGCUUCUAUGAAUCAGAGAACGUCCCUCGGUACUACUUUACUAGAUGUCGCCAAAAAUGCCGUGGAAACUUUUAUUAAGAUCAGACAACGAGAUGAGGCGAGUCGAACUGAUCGAUUAAUGCUUGUGACGUUAGACGAGCCGCCUGGUUCCGUCAAGGUUGGAUGGGGAACUAAUGCAACUCAGCAAGUAUUUUCAAAUGAAUUAAGAAACCUUCAAGCAACAGGUCUUUCUACAUUGGGAUCUGCUCUGAAAGAAAGCUUUGACUUGCUAAAUUUAUAUCGCUUACAAUCAGGAAUAGACAAUUAUGGAUUGGGACGUAAACCUUUUUAUGUGGAUCCGGCAAUUGUUAUAUGUAUCACAGAUGGCAGUAGUCUAGUAACUAAAAACGACAUUGAAAGAGAGCUUCACUUACCAAUGCAUAGUAAUCUACCAGGAAGUGACCUCACYAAGGAGCCUUUUCGAUGGGACCAGAGACUGUUUGGAUUAGUUUUAAGAAUGGGUGGUUGCCGUGGGGGACCAAAAGGAGUGAAUCCUUGUCUCAGUGCUGAGCCAGCCCUUGGGGCCAUGUGUGAUGUUACAGGAGGAAAAUGUUAUAAAGCCUCAUCCUCAAAGUCCCUAAARCAGGCCCUUGAAUCAAUUGCUCAGAAAAUCCAAUGUGGAAUUGUUGUCAACUUUGAAAAAAUAGGAGGACCAGACACUUCUUCUAAUUUGGUUGAUGCUGUUAGAAACAACGCUAUGAGAGAAACAGAUUCCCCCACCCCACCCCCAAGUGUUAACAACCAGCAUAAUGGCAAUGGUGUUGAAGGAGGAGAGCAUAAAAACAAACAAAUGGAAAAUGCUGAAAAUUGCCAUCCAGUCAUAAAAACAGAAGGCAUUUCAACCAGUGGAGUCUCUACACCUUCGUUACCCCAGCGUGGUGAUUCCAUGGCAUUAUCUCCUGUUAUUAAUGGUCUUCAAGAUGAAGCAGUAGCAAUGCCCAACGGAAUUUCAAGGUCUGCAACAGCAUCACCUAUACCACAGGCAACCCAGCCCGCUGCAUGGACGAGUUGCUGUAAGAUGAUUUAUAUAACAAGAAAGAUGUAUAUCGAGAGAGACAUAGUGCCUACUGGCUAUUGGCCAAUACCAGAGACGUUUUGGCCUGAUCCUUCUAUGACAAAACUUCCUCCAAGGGAUGCUCAGCCUACAAUCUUCUUCUCCUGUGUGGACUCAGAACCUCAUUUAGUAGAAAACCUACCAUUUGACAAAUAUGAGCUUGAACCAUCACCACUGACCCAAUAUAUACUAGAGAGAAAAUCUCCAUCGACUUGUUGGCAGACAUUCAUAUACAGUAGUGGAAGAAAAAGCGAUAAAGUUGGUGAUUUUGGAUGCCCAUUUGGCUAUCUAAAGGCCAGUACCAACCUCCAGUCUGUCAAUCUUUUUGUUCUUCCCUACAAUUAUCCACUAUUAUUUCCUCUUCUUGAUGAACUUAUCAAAGUCCACAAACUCAAGCCAGUUCUUAAAUGGAAGCAAACCUUUGAGUCGUACUUGGCCACAAUGCCAAGCUACUACGCUGCUCCUCUACGGAAUGCAUUCAGGAAAAUGGGAAUCCCUACAUCAUUAGUUCCAGACCACUUAGAUGGAUCACUUGGUUAUAGUGUAGUGAACUAUCUCAAAAGUGUCAAACAACAGAGUAAGCUUGAAGCCAAGAGAUUUGAGGCUGGUGUUGGUAAAUCCAUUGCAUCGACCCCAAACAAAAUAAUACCUAGCAUUCAAACACCUGAGCUGCCGUCAACAGACAAGAAGGAUUUCCAUAUGCUACUCAAUCAUGGUUUAGUGAACAAACCAAAGAAUGUUUCAAGACAUAACAAUGAUAAUGAGUUAAGCACACAUGAAGCAGUACAAGGGAUGAAAGAAGUCAAUGUGACGCAACCUCAAAGCUACAAAAAUCCAUUUGACAUAAACAGAAAUGAGCUGUUAGAUCAGCUGUCAAGAAUGCGGAUAAAUUUCUUUCAUAUGGCUGCAACAUCGACUAUCUUACAAGAUGAAGAUGCAAGACACACUGUUGCUAUUGCUGAGAUGGGAAACUAUGGUAAAGUACUUCGACAAAGUAAUCAACUCAGAGAAAUCGAUCCAGGCCAAAAUAGGGCUCAUAUGUUUGGAAAUCCCUACAAGCUUGCAAAAGAUCAGCGAGUAAUGGUGGAUGAAGCCGAUGUAAACGAGGCUGCAAGAKGAAAACGACCAGACACACCACCGGUAAAAUGGCCAACUUCAAUUCGCCAUGAUAGUCCAAGUCCAACGCCACACCAUUAUAGGCCGUUAUGUCAAGAAGAAGGGCAAAAUCACAAACCUGUACAACUUAAAGACACCAAAGAUAAUAUAUCGAAUGACUUGAAAACAAAUAAUGUAUUACAGUCUCAUCACAGAAAGCGAAAAUCUUCAGAUGACAUUUCAGGUUUAGAAGGUGGAGCUAAACCUUUAAAAACAGCAAAACAUAAUAUUCAUCCUCAACUUAAGAAACUUCAAAGACUUCAUCAAAUCAAAGGACAGAACCACAAAAAGGUUUCAGGGACUUCUAAUUCAACUGRCAGGAAGAAUUUGCAAGUUAAUAAUACUGAAAAAGAACAGGAAGUGUCUGAUAUUUCUUCAAUACUUAGAAAUGCUUUAACACCUCGAACAGAAGCGGAUAAAAUCACUCAAAUAAACAAUUCACACAUGGAUGGGCUUUUGAUAGCUAAUGAUGUAGGUAGUCAGAAUAGCACCCCAAGUUCGUCACCAAGUACUGUAUCUAGAAGGCAACUUCUACGAGAGGCACAUGAAGAGAAUACUCAAAUUAGGAUAACUGUYUUUAAAGAACUGAGAAGUCCCACCUGUGUUGAUGAACUAGUUCUGGCUCAGCUUACCAAUCUCAAGGGUCCAGUUGAUGUACAGUGCAGUUYUCUUAACGAUAUCAUUGAAGAAGCACAACUUUUCAAAAAGAGGAUUCUGGUCUUAAAAAUCAAGUCUGUCCUUAAAAAGCUCAAAGCUGGACUUUCUUCUCCAGUAAACAAUCACUUGAAAGCCAAGUAACUUGUAAUAGAUGAAUAUUUGCCACUGUGUGGCAGUAAUUUCACAGCCCGUGUACAUUGUGUAAAAAGAUAUUUCUAUUACAAAAUACAUUACCAAAGCUGUAAAUAGUUUUGUUAAUAAAGAACCAAAAAGUGGAUUUCUUAUGAAA